This is a messenger RNA of Momordica charantia (bitter melon), 3098 nucleotides long. It is a transcript of the gene ECT10, whose product is annotated as evolutionarily conserved C-terminal region 10. Gene Ontology annotation, biological process: mRNA destabilization. Gene Ontology annotation, molecular function: mRNA binding. Gene Ontology annotation, cellular component: cytoplasm. The record is from RefSeq and is a predicted model, not a curated record. Lineage: Eukaryota; Viridiplantae; Streptophyta; Magnoliopsida; Cucurbitales; Cucurbitaceae.
GCCACUGCCAGCAACGUUUUUAAGCGGAAACCGCCAUAGACAGACAAAUUUUCGAUAAGAGUUUUUGAUUUGGUAAAAAUCAUUGGCUCGUAAAACCUAAAACCCUUUUCUUCUCUUCCAUUCAAAUCCCAAAAUCCCUCUAAAAUAUUUUCUGUUUGAUUUUCCUUCCCACCCUCCACUUUGGUUUUCGUUGUUCCAAUCUACUUGUGUUGGGGGAUUUUGGUUACUGCUGUCUCUUGAUCUCUGACUUAUGGAACGUCCCGAGGAGGAGCAGGAUCGAAUCGUUCCUAUUGGUAUGUUCUCUGCAUCUUGUUUUGACCACUAAUUAAUUGUUUGGUUUCCUUUUUCUAGUUUCGAAUUCGUGAAAACCGUCUGUUCUUUUGCGGAAUCGUGCCAUGUCAACUUCCGGAUUGGAGAAAGAUCUCUAAGGCCAGAUAACCUUAAAGAGCCGCAACUCUCACCCAAAGGUGCAAGGAUUGCAUCAUCAAAUCCUUCUCCAAAUGCAGUCAUUAUUGGACCAUCAAGGGAUGCCAUAGAGCAAAAAGUAUCUAUGGAUGCAGGAACAAGUAUUAGCAAUGUUCAUCCUGUGAAUGUUUAUGCUUCACAUGAACCCAAUGUACAAUAUGGUGGAUAUGGUGGAAGUAGUACUGGUGCUUGGGAUGCUUAUUCACAAUAUGUAAAUGCCGAUAGUUUUCCUGUUGUAUCGCCAGUCAUGUACAAUGAUAGUCCAUCUAUUGUUUUUCAUUCUGGUUAUGGCUUCAAUCCAGAUAUGGCAUAUGGACAAUAUUCACCGGUUGCUACUCCUAUGCCUUCUGUUAUGUUAGAUGGACAACUAUAUUCUCCUCAACAAGUUCCGUUCUCCCCAUCAUACUACCCACAGCAAGCGGCACCUGGUUUGCCUCACGUAUCUUCAGCAGUUCCUGUUUCACCAACGGAGAUGAUACCACCAGAGAGUAGUACAUUCGAGAACAUGCUUUAUGGACCAGGAACAGGUUUUUUGCUAAAUUUUGGAUCCUUUGGUGGGGGAAAUCUUGGUUCAGGCUCUUUAACGUCUCCAGGAGCUUAUCCACAACCGAUGGGAAUGCUUGGAUCAAAUGAUCAGAAUGUUGGGCAGGUUUCUCUGCAACAGAGACCUAUGCAUGGAUUUGGAUUGGUUUCAAGUGCCUUUGAUGCUCGGUACCCGUUAAGCAGUUCUUAUCAAGGCUCUAACUUUGGUGGUGCAUCCAUUUCAUAUCCAGUUGUGAAUGAUCGUAGCCGGCUUACCCUUGAGAAGGACAGAGGAAGAGACAGGGAUCGGGACUCAAUUUCACUUUUUAAUGAUCCACAUGGCAUCUUUAGUGACCGUAAUCGGGGGCCAAGAGCUUUGAAGGCCAAGGGAAAAGGCGAACUAAGUACUGCAUCAGGUGCAAGCAAAAAUGAUUUAUCAACUUCAUCAAUUAGUCCUGAUUCCUACAAUCGGCCAGAUUUUGCAACAGAUUAUGAGAUUGCAAAGUUUUUCAUUAUUAAGUCAUUUAGUGAAGAUAAUGUUCAUAGAAGUAUCAAGUACAAAGUUUGGGCUAGUACGCCACAUGGUAACAAGAAACUGGAUGCUGCUUACCGUGAGGCAAAAGAGAUGCAAGGAAAUUGUCCAGUUCUCCUCUUUUUCUCUGUUAAUGCUAGUGGUCAAUUUUGUGGUGUAGCUGAAAUGAUUGGACCUGUUGACUUUGAGAAAAAUGCAGAUUACUGGCAGCAGGAUAGGUGGAGUGGGCAAUUUCCUGUCAAGUGGCAUAUUAUCAAAGAUGUUCCUAAUAUUAGAUUUCGUCAUGUUUUACUUGAAAAUAAUGAUAACAAACCUGUUACGCACAGCAGAGAUUCUCAGGAGGUGCCGCUGAAACAAGGUCUUGAGAUGUUGAAAAUUUUCAAGGACCAUGAUCCUCGAACAUCUAUUAUAGAUGAUUUUGAUUUCUAUGAUGAGCGGGAGCGGAUUUUGAAAGAAAGGAAAACAAGACAGCAGCUAUUUUCAACUGCAAAUUCUCUAAAUUCACUUCCUGAUGGUUCUGUUAGCUCAAUUUCUGAUCAGUUUGCUCAAGCCCUGCGACUUGAUGAUAGUAAGAAAGAGAAACCAGAAAUUGAAAAGGGUGCAACGUCUAGAAUAGAUGCUUCAGUUUCACUUGAUGAUGAUCCGGUAAAGUAAACUUCUGAGACUUAUUUGAGUCUGAGUAUCAAGAAAGUCCAAUCAUCUGAAAGUGGACAUGGUUAGCAGAAUUGAGUAUUUUGCCGUAAGAUUGGACUCCUUUGAUUCCUUCAAGCAUUUAGAUGAACAAGUUUGAUAGGUAUUUGGCAUCUUGAGACACCCUUUGUGACUGAUUUUCUGUUCUCGAAUAGCUGAUAACAUCUGAGGCAGUAUUUUGGAAAUCUAUAGCAGUGAAGAUGAUAUCUGACGCUUUUUACCAUUUUUUCAUGUUCAAUUGCCCAAAGCAGCUGGAGGAAAAUUGACUACUUGCGCUUGGCAAGAAGCUUUUCUGAUUAAAUAUUGCUUAAUUUGCAUUGAAUUUUCCCUGAUUUAUUCCCUUGGAAGGCGUUGAUGACAUUUCUCAAGUGGAAGGAUUUUGUGGUGGAUGUUUCUGAAAAGGGGUUGGGGUUGGGGUUAGUUGGGUUGGGUUUUAUGUAGCAUGUGUGCAGUGAGUAGAUUAUGUUUGCAUUUCUUAUCGAUAGCUCGGGUGCUGGGUAUUUACAAAGUUACCCUUUUGGUGAAGCAGAUUAAUAAAGGCAUUAUCAAAAUUUCAUUGUUUUAGGGAGUUGACAUGUUUUAUUUGAUAUUUCCUUAUGGGGGGUUGUAUCUUUAGUAAGUCCAGGGGCAGCUGCUGUGAAUUUUACAACAGAGGAGAGGAUUAUUUAACUUGAGUGGCCACUUUGUGUUUUUCUUUUUCUUUUCUUUUUUUUCUUUUUUUUUUUUUUAAUUGUCUGAUAUGGUAUUCUAGAUGUCUCUAUAUCACAAGGAACUUCUGAAGGAGCUAGGGAGAUAGGUUUUGUGAGAUUACUCUGAAGAAUUGUAAUCUGCUGUUAAAUUGUACAACAAUUACUCCCUCUUUUAUGUCAAUUUCUCUUUUUCCUGCUCA